Messenger RNA from Anopheles nili, 2249 nucleotides. RefSeq names its product TATA-binding protein-associated factor 2N. Gene Ontology annotation, molecular function: mRNA binding. The transcript is spliced from 5 exons. Lineage: Eukaryota; Metazoa; Arthropoda; Insecta; Diptera; Culicidae. Bases 123 to 1028 code for a protein of 301 amino acids. Gene Ontology annotation, biological process: mRNA splicing, via spliceosome. Gene Ontology annotation, cellular component: nuclear speck. The record is from RefSeq and is a predicted model, not a curated record.
AUAUUUUUGUUUUUUCCCAUCAUCCUGGUUCUGUUUCGUUCUCAAUUCGUUUUAGUUAACCAUCGUAAGCCUUAGCUUAACACAGUAGACAUAAGUCACAGACGCAGUAAAAGACGCCAGAGAUGAUUCCGAGAACUAAAGUGUUUGUAGGCAGCUUGCCACCAUCGACGAAACCGGAGGAGAUACGCCGGCUGUUCGAAAACUAUGGCGUGGUGACGGAGUGCGACGUGAUGAAUCGGUGCGCGUUCGUGCACAUGCAAAAUCAGGAUAUGGCGGAAAACGCGAUCCAGGCACUGCACAAUACCACCUUUAAGGGUGUAACGAUUGUGGUCGAGCGAGGCCGAGUCCGCGAGCGGCCACCGGGUGGUGUCGGGGGCGGCGGUAUGGACAGCGCACGCGGUCGCGCCGGCGCCGGUCCGAUGAGGGGUUCACGCGGAGGAAUGCGUAGUCAGCCGUAUGGUGUUGGUAGCUAUGGUGCUACUCGCGCGCCCGGAGGUUAUGGAGCUCGUACGAGCUAUGGCAGCGGAAGCCGAUACGAUGGAGGCUACAGCUAUAGGAAUGACGUUGGGUACAGUUCCUCUGGCAAUGCAUAUGGAUACGGAUACAGCACCAACGGAGGUGGUUACGGUAACACUCGUCACGCAAGCAGCGAGGAUCGCCGCGGCUUCACAUUGCCCUCCUAUCCCACCGAUCCAAGCAGAGGAACGUAUGGAGCCAGUUACGAUGGUUAUUCCAGCUAUGAUGGUUACAGCAGCUACGGAUACGAUACAACACAAGGAUCAUCCAGCUACCAACGGUGGCCAUCUGCCACACCCACAGGAGCAGAUAGCUUCUCAUACCCUAACAGUUACACGCAAGGAGCAGUGGAUGGUGGGGCCGUUGGGCAAAGUACAGACUAUAGUCAAUCUUAUCCUUCCAUGAGCGGCAGCUCAUCGGGAUAUCGCACGUCCACCGCUGCUGCGUCACCACAAUCCUACCGUAGCUCCGUGUCUGGAUACGGAUCAUCCUCGACCGGUAGAAGAUUCUAACGAGCUGCGAACGGAGUGUAUCAAAGUGUGAGAUUGGACGUUGAUUUGCAGCACUGAAGAACGCGCUCAACAAACUCAUGAUUGCCGUUAGGCUCUUUACCAGGUUCACUGAUUGAAUGUCAUACCGGCGUCACCAUCAUGGCCAUUUCGAUCGUGUUUAUCAAUCAAUGAUCACCUAAUUAAUCAUAUUCAACAGCGUCAUCCGUGGAUCUAUUUUUAAAUAAGCAAAAUGUUUUCUUGGAAAUAGUACUGUAGAGUUUGCUGCAACACCUAAACAACAUUUCCGGGUUUUAGAGAUUGUUAAUUGAAAUCCACAGCAACUUAACAGAAAUUUAGUUUACUUAAAACAUUACUUUUACGGAUAAGAUUGCGAUCAUGCAAACUUAUUAUCUUUUUUGGAGUGAGAACCUUUUUUUCUGUUGCCGAUUGUUGUUUGAUUUUAUUCUCGUAGUCUGGUUAUAAUUCGAAAAAUUGCCUCUACACAUUCAAAUUUGAACGUACAAGAUUCUGCAGCGAAAUAAGAGCUGUCAGAAUUCUGAAUCGUGUGUAUCACGAGGGAAAGGAAAUCAAUUGAACCUAAUGUCUAAUGUAAUAUCGAAAUGUUUUCUUUCAAAAGAUAAACUAGGAUUACGCCACACACAUGAAUAGGAGAACAAUCUCCAAGGAGAAGGUUGGCAAACAUACUGCAGCCCAUAGAAAUGAGCCCUCGUAGCGUGUUUCUGGAUAGAGACACAGAGAAAUAGAGAAAAGAGAGAAAGCAAAAUUCGUAUCUGAUUAUUUCCGACUAAUUCCUCAUGGCCAAACUAAGAGCCGUUAGCAAAAAUACAACGGUGGAGCACGUCACACAACAGUAGCAUAAUAUAGGCUGAGAUUGCUCGGAAGAAUGUUUGAUAUGUUCAGUCAAAUAUCAGAACGCAGGUCAUGCAUUUCGUUUCUUGAAACUAAUUUCACUUGAAGCAAACCCUCUGGAAAAUAUUCUCUAUUGUAUUUAUAAAUAUAUAUAUAACGUCAACAAACAUCUAUAUUUACGAAAAACAGCGCAACAGAACGGAAAUCGACCGGGAAUAUCCCGAUAUCGCAUCCCUCACGCGGUGGUGACGCCCGAUCUGUAACAUACACUCAUAUGUACACAUACACGCACACGCCCAGACACAAUCACAAGACACACGAACAUUUCCAUGCACUAGAACAGAACUUUUUUUUCGAUAUAGUAUAAUAAAA